Mauremys reevesii (Reeves's turtle) is the source of this 2860-nucleotide messenger RNA. RefSeq names its product ring finger protein 146 (gene RNF146). The coding region runs from base 923 to 2158 and encodes 411 amino acids. The record is from RefSeq and is a predicted model, not a curated record. Gene Ontology annotation, biological process: Wnt signaling pathway; ubiquitin-dependent protein catabolic process. Gene Ontology annotation, cellular component: nucleus; cytoplasm. Gene Ontology annotation, molecular function: zinc ion binding; ubiquitin protein ligase activity; poly-ADP-D-ribose binding. The transcript is spliced from 3 exons. Lineage: Eukaryota; Metazoa; Chordata; Testudines; Geoemydidae.
UAUCCCCCGCGCCCCCUUCCGAGCUCAGCCCACGGCCUCUGGGGCUGGGGCUGGGGGGCAGCGCAUCGGGGAAACUCGACCCCGCUCAACAUUGUAUUUAAAAAAAAAAUCUUAAACUACCAAACUCGCAGUAAAUUUAUAAUUUAUCCACGUGCUUUGAAAGCCCUCUGGGGAAGGGACCUGUCUCCUGACAGGUGGGAAGCCCAGGGUGGGGUGUGAUGUAGCCAGGCUUGGGAGAAAUUUUGUGAUGGUGGUUGUUUUAUGAUUUGCUCGGAAAAUACCCAUGUCUAUUUUUCUGCAUUUUUUAUUGAUCUAAAUUUUCAUGGUUGUGGGAAAUUAUUGGUAGUCAGACGGGUUCAGACAAUUGUUUAAUGACAGUAGACACUGAGAUUCAAGAAGUUAUGUUUUUAUAACUCAAAACACAAAUUGUCAACAUCUCAUGUCAAAACAUAAAACCUAAAUGUCCUCAAAUCAAGCUCUAAGAAGGUCUCAAGCAGCAUUUUUCUUAUUUUGUCUCUGUAAAUUUCAGUUAUUGAUGGAAAUAUUUUUCAUGGGUUUAUGUGUAUGGUGAAAUUGAUGUUUACCAACAUUUACUGAUAAAAAUCUUACUUCCAAGCUUAGAUAUAAGUAAUAUCCAGACAUUUGAGAAAUAGCUGAUAAUCUUUCAUCCAAAUCUUGCAUUCAUAUGUCUUUUGAUGACUUCACACAGGAUUAUUUUGCUUUGUUUUAGGUAUUUGUAGUGUUUUCCACAGUUUCUUCUGUGGUUGGGUAUUUUGAACAGUUAGUGGAGGCAGAAUUGACUUGCAAAUAUUAAAAUAUAUCUAAGUUUCAAAACUCUAGACCAGAGGUUCCCAAACUGUGGGGCGUGCCCCUAUAGGGAGGCACGGAGGAAUGUUGGGGGCAAGGGGGAAAGGGAGAGUGCAUGGCUGCUCCUCAGAGCAAAGGAACUGUAGAAGUUGAAACGCUAGUAGUGUUCUCUUGUGCAGCGCAGAAGAAUGAGCCAACAGUGGGAAAGAGUACACUAUAUUCUGAUUGGAUACAUUUGAAGAGGACAAUUUUAGUCUUGUGGCAUGCGUCAGCAGGAACCAUACUAAAAAAGAUGGCUGGCUGUGGUGAAAUUGAUCACUCGAUCAACAUGCUUCCCACUAAUAGGAAGACAAAUGAGUCAUGUUCCAAUGCAACACCUUCCCUGACAGUCCCUGAAUGUGCUAUCUGUCUGCAAACAUGUGUCCACCCAGUGAGUCUGCCUUGUAAACAUGUUUUCUGCUAUCUGUGUGUGAAGGGAGCUUCCUGGCUUGGAAAACGAUGUGCACUGUGUCGGCAGGAGAUUCCUGAGGACUUUCUUGACAAGCCAACCUUACUAUCGCCAGAAGAACUCAAAGUGGCAAGCAGAGGCAAUGGGGAAUAUGCUUGGUACUAUGAAGGUAGAAAUGGUUGGUGGCAAUAUGAUGAACGUACCAGUAGGGAGCUGGAAGAUGCCUUUUCCAAAGGUAAAAAGAGUACUGAAAUGUUAAUUGCUGGGUUUUUGUAUGUAGCAGAUCUCGAAAACAUGGUUCAGUAUAGGAGAAAUGAGCAUGGACGUCGCAGGAAAAUAAAACGGGACAUAAUAGAUAUACCAAAGAAGGGAGUGGCCGGGCUUAGGUUGGACUGUGAUUCUAACACUGUCAAUCUAGGAAGAGAGAGCUCUGCUGAUGGCGCAGACAGUACAUCGGCUCUGGGGGCUGCUGCUGCGCAGCCUCUAGCAUCCGUUUCUGCUAGACCCCUAACUUCACUAGAUGGUCAGCUGACGAGUCCUGCAACGCCAUCACCUGAUGCAAGCACUUCUUUAGAGAACUCUUUUGCCCACUUACAAAUAAACGGAGACAGCAUGUCUGAAAGAAGUCAUAGGGGAGAGGGAGAGGAAGACCAUGAGUCAUCAUCUUCUGGUAGGGUGCCAGCCCCUGAUACCUCCGUUGAGGAAACCGAAUCGGAUGAUAGCAGCGAUAGUGAGGAUGUGUAUGCUCAACUUCAGCAACACACGUCCUCUACCCAGCAAAGACACUUGAAUGCGAAUGCAAACCAAUCAGUAAUAGAGAGACCAGUGGCAGGGGGUGGGGCAGUAAGCACCAGUGUAAGAUCUAGAAGGCCUGAUGGACAGUGCACGGUAACUGAAGUUUAAAUUUAGAGCCAUGUGUUUUUAAAAACUCAGACCAGUAUCUGUAAAUUUUCUGUCCAUGCCGGCAUUGCACUCAAACCUAGCAGUGUAUUUGAAGUGGGAGGGGGGAAGGGGAGAAACAGAUUUGGCCUGUUAACUUAAAGUCUCAACAUGUCUCAGCUGGAAGACUCUUUAAAUGUAAGAAACUGGGGUGUCUUGUUAAUGGUUUGAAAGCUACUUAGCAAUACCCAGUUUUCUUGAAAAUGUCUCUUGUGUUUAUUUUGUAGCAUUUUACCCGUGGAGAUACUCAGUCCCUUUUUGGCCAAUGUAUAUCCACUGUACAACUCAGAUUGUCUUCAUUAUCUGACUGUUGCAUUAAGUGUCUUACUACUUUCUGCAUGGAUUGAUAUAUGAAAAGAACACUAAAGCAAUGUGGGAACAGACAAGAUGUUGGGUAUGAGCAGGAUGCUUAAUUUAAUGUGAGAAAAUAUAUGUGAGUUUGGAGUUAAGAUGUGUUUUAUUAGACAAAGCAAUCAUUUUAUCUUCAUGCAAUGGAAAUGUAAAAAUGCUAUUAACUUUCGUUGAAAAUUCUUAUCUGUACACACUUCAUUGCGUUUGCAUUGGCUUUGCUGUCUAGUCCUUGUAGUUUGUUUUUGAGGUCUUUGUUGAUCCGUCUUGUUUUUGUUACAAAAUUUAUAAUUUAAUAAAAACUACACUUUAACAAUC